GCACAGUUAGCGAUGUUGAGGUUGUCUACCGUCUAGUAGUCAAAUGAUCGUUGGAGAUUGUCCAGAGCUGACUUUUCUCUUCCUUCUUUGACUCCUGGAUGUUUUUAUAAUGUCCGGGUGUGAGAAUCCUUCAGAUGUCCAGCAGCUGAUGGUAAUAAAAGAAGAGGUUCUCCCUGAACAGCAGGAGGUGAUCUCCAGUCUGACCCAGCAGGAGUCACCAGAACACAUUAAAGAGGAACAGGAGGAACAGUUGAUCAGUCAGGAGAGAGCUCAGCUCCAAGGAGCAGAGGAAGCAGAGGAAGCAGACAUCAGCGUGUCCAAUUUCACUCUUGUCAUUGUGAAGAAUGAGGAAGAGGAUGAAGAGGAACCUCAGUCCUCAAAGUUUGAUGGGAACCAAAGUCAAGAGAUCAGAGACACAGAGCACUUGAAAACAGAAUCUGAUGGAGAGGACUGUGGAGGAUCAGAAGCAGACCAAGAGUUUAAUCCAGAAAGAAAUGUGCUACCUGUUACUCCUGAUAAGGCGUCACAGCUUUCUGGAUCUGAGACUGAUGACAGUGCUGAUUGGGAUGAAAGUGAUGAGCCUCAGGAAGGUUUAAAUCCUCAGCAAAACAAAGACAUAGCUGUAAGUGACAUAAAAACUGACAAUGGAAAUUCAUCGGUUAGUUCCUCUGAAUGUGCCCCAAGCUGCAGAGAGAAAACACAAGUGCAGAAACUCAAAGGAACCCAUAAGGGGGAUGAGCGUUUAAGCUGCUCAGUUUGUCAUAAAAGAUUUUCCAAACAAGGAAAUCUGAAGAGACACUUGACUAUCCACACAGGGGAGAAACCAUUUAGCUGUUCAUUUUGUCAAAAAAGCUUUUCUCAACAGAGAUAUCUAAAGGAGCACUUGGCUGUCCACACAGGCGAGAAACCAUUUAGUUGUUCAGUUUGUCAUAGGCAGUUUUCCCUCCAAGGAAAUCUGGAGCGACACUUGACUGUCCACACAGGAGAGAAACCAUUUAGUUGUUCAUUUUGUCAUAAAAAGUUUUCUCACCAAAGAUAUUUGAAGCAACACUUGACCAUCCACUCAGAAGAGAAACCAUUUUGUUGCUCUGUUUGUGGUAAAAGAUACCCUGAGAAGAUGAAUUUACAAGCACAUAUGCGGCGUCAUUCAGAGGAUAAACCUUUCAGCUGCUCAAUUUGUAAGAAAACGUUUAUUGGGAGUGCAGAAUUGGUGAUGCACAUGAGAGUUCAUUCAGGAGAAAAACCCUUUUCUUGCUCAGUUUGUGGAAAAAGAUUCAAACAGGGUGGAGCUCUGAAGAGUCAUUCUGUUAUCCACACAGGGGAGAAAAAGUUUAGCUGUUCAGUUUGUGGUAAGAGUUUUUCUCAACGUGGACAAUUGAGAAUACAUUCUAUUAUCCACACAGGGGAGAAACCAUUUAGUUGUUCAGUUUGUGGGAAACAUUUUUCUCAGCAAGGAAAUCUGAGGACACACAUGGCUGUCCACACAGGGGAGAGACCAUUUAGCUGUUCAAUUUGUAAUAAGAGUUUUUCACUUCAAGCACAUCUAAAAGGGCACUUGACUGUCCACACGGGGGAGAAACCAUUUAGCUGCUCAGUCUGCAGUAAAACAUUUUCUCAACAAGGACAUCUGAAGCAACACUUGACUCUCCACACAGGAGAGAAACAAUUUAGCUGUUCAGUUUGUGAGAAAAGAUUUUCUAACCAGGGACAUCUGAGGGAACACUUGACUGUCCAUACAGGGGAGAGACCAUUUAGCUGUUCAUUUUGUCAUAAAAAUUUUUCUCUCAAAGCACGUCUGAAGAGGCACUUAACUCUCCACACAGCGGAGAAAGCAAUUAGUUGUUCCGUUUGCGGUAAAAGAUUUUCUCAUCAAGGGAAUUUGAAGACACACUUGGCUGUCCACAUAGGAGAGAAAAAAUUUAGCUGUUCAGUUUGUCACAAAAGAUUCACACAUCAAAGAAAUCUGAAGGCGCACUUAACUCUACACACAGGAGAAAAACAGUUUAGUUGUUCAGUUUGUGGUAAAAGUUUUUUUCAAAGAGGAAAUCUCAGAAAACACUCUGUUGUCCACACAGGUGAAAAACCAUUUAGCUGUAGUGUUUGUAAGAGAGGAUUUUCAAAGAGGAAGUAUGUCCAAAAUCACAAGUGUGUUGGUGAGACUAGCGAAAAUAAACAUGAAGAAACAUGUCCAGUGUGACCCAGAAAUAUGUAGGCAAAAAUCAAUGUCUGUUGUUAUAUUUUAUUUUAUUAAGGAUAUAAUUUAUAUAUAAUUAUGGUCUCUUCAUAUCUCUCUGUCCACACUGGAUAGAAACCAUAGAAUUGUGUUUGAAGUAAAAGAAUCACAAGAAGUUAAGAUUCAAGAAGACAGGGUUUCAACUGCAAAGAGGAGAAAACAUUAAAUAAGGGUGUUUGAUAUAAAAGACUCACACAGCUAGAGCAUUUUAAAAAUCACAGAUUUUUGGGGAGAGCAGUGGAAAUGCAAAUUAAGUUGUGCUUGAUAUGAACUGUU
Messenger RNA from Cheilinus undulatus (humphead wrasse), 2509 nucleotides. RefSeq names its product oocyte zinc finger protein XlCOF6-like. The coding region runs from base 110 to 2197 and encodes 695 amino acids. The record is from RefSeq and is a predicted model, not a curated record. NCBI's taxonomy places the organism in Eukaryota, Metazoa, Chordata, Actinopteri, Labriformes, Labridae. The transcript has 2 exons.